AGGUUAUGUUCUGCACAGAUCAUAGAUGAACACAACUACACAGCAGAUUACAAAAUUUAUAGAGUGAAAUUUGUUAUCUCACGAUAUUCUAGAUUCUAGUAGGCUGGAAUAGAACUAUUCUGGAUUUUCUUCGGUGUGUAGAAAUCUUUGAUUAUUUUACAUGUUAAUAUAAAAACGGCCUUGCAAAUUAUCUGUCUAAAAGACUUCAACCUCAAAAUAAUGACAACAAAACAUUAAAAAAGAUCAACUUUGGAAGUGAAGUGUUUUAAAAGAAUCCCCAGCAACUCUGGAGGUCUGGUGAUCCGCCAUGGAUUGUUUGAUGAUUUUCAAUCAUCUAAACGACCUGAUUUUCACGAAACAUAAUGCUAUCUUUGAGGAGCACAUUAAAAACUUGGCUCUUGCUCAAGGGCUGAUAUUAAAGGAGCAGCUAGAAGAAACGCUGGACAGUAAUGUCUUCAUACAGUUGUUUUCGCCCAUUGUGUCCUCACAUCGAAUUAUGCAUUUUCAGUUUGGUAAUUCGUAUACCACAAUACAGUUUCAUACAGAUUUUAAACUGCAAUUCCGUGAGUUCAUGGAUUAUGUUUUUAUUGUGAUUUCCGGCGAAAAAGUUGCGAACUUAAUCGAUAUGUUUGUAACAUUCGCACGAUAUCUAUGCGGCCCAGAAAUUUAUCAGUUGCGCACCAAUAACUGCAAAUCCACCCUGUACACUCGUCUAAUCGACCAAUGGCUUCUUCUUCGAAAUCGCGAUCAAGCUGUAUUUGUCGAAGGCUUGGAACAACUUAUAAUUAAUAACGAUAUUAGCGCAACAUGCUUGCAAAGCCUGAAAGAAUCGAUUGCCAAACUAUCCGUUCAUCCCGAGUGUUCGAAGAUUCACGCACUUUUGUUUGUGGACAAUAAAUGCCUGUCCCUUUAUUCCAGCACUCCUGCAAAAGAAUUAGCCCCAGCGGACAUUCUUUUUCUCAUCAUACUGACCCACUGCGUAUCUGAAGAGUCUGGACACUUGGAAAGCUUCCAAGUGCUUUUAUCUGGAUCCGAUGUGGAGCCUAAAUGUUUACCGCAUGCGGUUCAUGUGGUGGAACUGCUUUCACAAGUUUUCUUAGUCUAUUUGGUCGAAAUGGGGGAUCCAUUGGUUUCAGCGACGCUUUUUGAGACUUUUCAUCACUUACACCGACUAAGAUUCAUUCAGGUUCAAAGGGAAAUGGCUUCGAUUCAAAUGGGGUACGAAAACGUCGAUCUUUCUAUCAGGAAGUUGAAUGGUUACUUGAAAAAAUGCAAGGUGAAAAACUUGGAAAGCUCCCAGAAGCAACUGAUUAAAAAAUGGGACGUUCUAAAAGGAAAAUACCGGGAAUAUUUAAAAACCUUAUCUAAUGAAGCGCUGCUGCGUGCCGAAAGUUUAGCAAUGAAUCUGCUGGAUAGUUUGAAAGAAAUCCACAAUCUGACUGCAGUUGAUGAUUCGAUAUUAAAGUGCAGUGCUGCGCACGUUUUGCAAGCAAUCCCGAAGGUUCGGCAGGAUUUGGCGGAUUUUAAUGAGUACUUCCUAGUGAAGGGCAUCAAAAACUUCUCACUGGGAUCAGAAGAUUCCCUAACCAAACACAAGUAUCUGGAAGAGUUUCCUGGAUUAGUGCACUUUUUGUACAUAGACAGGAACACGCACAAAGUGACCACGCCGUCUUUGGAUAUGCAAGCUGAAAAAGCGGAGUUUAUACAGAAAAAAAUUUGGUCAAUGGUCACUUUUGCCCAUUCGCACCUCCAAGAGGGCCACACUGCGAUUAUAUGGAAAGACACGAUUUUCACAUACGGUUAUUUUUUGUGGUUUGAAGACAGCAGCGGCGAUUCGCUCAAAUUCACCUUAACUCCGGACUUGGGAAGUAAAAUCCCCGGAAUUUUACACGAGGACUACUACAUGAAACUGAAGACUGCAAUGCAUCCAAAAUUGCCAGCCCAGAAAGUCAGAGCCUAUGAGCUUUUCGUAAUGUAUUUAGGACUAGUCACUGCUUCUUCAGUGUUGGAGCAAACCAGAAAGCUGGCAUCCACUAUAUGGGAGCUGAAGAGUUUGCCCACUCAUGUGAUUAAUUUGAUUUAAGCACAUGUUGAAUUUAGAGAGGACAAGGUAAAAUUUCAUUCCUAUUCAACUGUUGCAUUCCUAAUAGUGAGAUAUUAAAUGUAUGAAAGUGUAUGGAAUAACAUAUAGUUAAUUAGAUCUCAAAGCUGUUAAAUUUGCUUUUCAUAAUAACAAAGAUGCAGCGGGUUUGAGGGUUGAAGUAGCAAAAGCUUAAGGGAGCUUCGCUCAGCCCAAAUAUCGAACAAAGUUUCUAAUUCCAUUGAAAAUCUCCCCUAGGUUUUUGUUAGUUCAACUGUGAAACACUCUGCAUAAUAGAAAAAGUAAAACGUGCCUGAUUAAUAAAAAAUAUUAGAGAAGGA
This is a messenger RNA of Dendroctonus ponderosae (mountain pine beetle), 2421 nucleotides long. RefSeq names its product Hermansky-Pudlak syndrome 1 protein homolog (gene HPS1). NCBI's taxonomy places the organism in Eukaryota, Metazoa, Arthropoda, Insecta, Coleoptera, Curculionidae. Gene Ontology annotation, molecular function: guanyl-nucleotide exchange factor activity. The transcript has 10 exons. The record is from RefSeq and is a predicted model, not a curated record. The coding region runs from base 308 to 2083 and encodes 591 amino acids. Gene Ontology annotation, biological process: vesicle-mediated transport. Gene Ontology annotation, cellular component: BLOC-3 complex.